Messenger RNA from Aspergillus luchuensis, 378 nucleotides. It is a transcript of the gene MPC1, whose product is annotated as pyruvate transporter MPC1. The transcript is spliced from 4 exons. The record is from RefSeq and is a predicted model, not a curated record. Gene Ontology annotation, cellular component: mitochondrial inner membrane. Bases 1 to 378 code for a protein of 125 amino acids. Gene Ontology annotation, biological process: pyruvate import into mitochondria. Lineage: Eukaryota; Fungi; Ascomycota; Eurotiomycetes; Eurotiales; Aspergillaceae.
AUGGCCGCUGCAAUUAAGGCAAUCAAUGCGAAGAUCCGGUCUAACAAGGCCCUGGAUUACUUCUGCUCUACCCACUUUUGGGGCCCUGCCUCCAACUUCGGUAUCCCCAUUGCAGCGGUGAUGGAUACCCAGAAGGACCCUGAAAUUAUCUCCGGCCAAAUGACCGGUGCUCUCGUUGUCUACUCGGGAACUUUCAUGCGCUACGCCCUUGCCGUCUCCCCCAAGAACUACCUCCUGUUCGCCUGCCACGCCGUCAACUUCUCCGCCCAGCUGACUCAAGGAUACCGCUACCUGAACUACUGGAACUGGGGAGGCCGUGAAGCUCAGCUCGCCGAGGCCGCCAAGCAGGGCAAGGAUGCCACCGAGGCUGGCGCUUAA